GGAUGGCGGCGGGGAUGGAGGCCGGGGGCCGGUGCCCCGGGUGCGGGUCGGGCCCGCUGGUGCAGGACGCGCACUACGGGCAGCAGCAGCUCGUGUGCGCCGCCUGCGGCUGCGUCCUGGCCGAGGGGCUCCUCACCAGCACCUACAGCGAGGAGCAGCACCAGCGGGAGGUGGCCUAUUCCCAGAGCACUGGCCAGAGGGAGCAGCUGAGCCGCUGCCUGCAGCGAGGCAUCAGGCGGGUGCAGGAUCUCUGUAAGGUCCUGCAGCUCCCGGCGCUCUUUGAGGAGACGGCGGUGUCCUACGUGCAGAGAGCUCUGCAGCAUCCCUCCUUCCAUCUGCUCAGCCUGGAGAAGAAGGAGCUCCUGGGGGGCUGCUGCGUCUUCGUGACCUGUCGCCAGCACAACUGGCCCCUGACCAUGGGCACCAUCUGCUCGCUGCUCUACGCGAAGCAGGAGCUGUUUGCCAGCGUCUUCCUGAGCCUGCAGAAGGAGCUGGAGCUCUCUGUGCCCGCCCUGAGCCUGGCAGAUCUGGUGAAGAGCCACCUGAACAGCUUUCAGCUCUUCCAGCCCACAGCCAACAUCCCUGCCCAGUUUGUGGAGGACAAGGAGAAGGUGGUGGCCAGAACACUGCAGAUAGUGGAGCUGGCCAGUGAGACAUGGCUGGUGACGGGCCGGCACCCCGUGCCCAUCGUCACGGCCGCAGCAUUCCUGGCCUGGCAGUCACUGCAUCCCCCUGCCCGCCUCUCCUGCACCCUGGCCCGCUUCUGCAGGCUGGCAGGGGUCGAUCUGCCCCCACCAGCACACCUGAGGCUGAAGGAGCUGCUUGAGAUCCUCCUCAGAAUGGCCUCGCAGCUCCUUUGGCUCCGGAUGUUUAAGCUGGACAAGAAAACCGUGGUCAAGCACAUCGGGGACCUGCUGCAGCACCGCCUGGUGCUGCUCAAGAAAGCCUUCUGCUUGCAGGACGGGGAGGAGCAGCAGCCCAUGGCCACGGGUGAGGGCUCUGCUCCAGCAGCACAGGAUGGGGAUUGUCCCUUGGAAGGGCAGCAGCAGCGUGAGGACACCCCAAGGCCCCUGCUGCCUCCCUGCCUCCUCAAUCCAAGGAAGAGGCUGCGGACGGCAGCCCCGAGCGCUUCCGACUCUGCCGUCACCGGUGAUGAGCCCAUCUCCGACAGCGAGAUCGAGCUGUACCUGCGGGGCCCAGAGGAGGUGCAGGCCUUCAGGAAGGCCAAGCUUUGGAUGUGAAGGUCGCUGUCUCCAGCAGGAUGGUGCUGCUGGAGGUGCAGGGACUGUGGGACCAACCCACCGGAGAGUGGGUGCUGCAGGGACAGUCACCCGAGGGGGCGGGUUGGGAUGAAGCGCGUGAUGUUCUGCUCCGUGUUCUGGACCAAAAUGGGGUUUUUUAGGGAGUAUCUGCUUUGAGUUGUUACAUUUCUCUUAGAAAUCAGUAAAAAGCAGGUGCCUGGA
This is a messenger RNA of Pezoporus occidentalis (night parrot), 1463 nucleotides long. It is a transcript of the gene BRF2, whose product is annotated as BRF2 RNA polymerase III transcription initiation factor subunit. The record is from RefSeq and is a predicted model, not a curated record. Gene Ontology annotation, cellular component: nucleus; transcription preinitiation complex. Gene Ontology annotation, biological process: transcription preinitiation complex assembly; DNA-templated transcription initiation. Bases 3 to 1241 code for a protein of 412 amino acids. NCBI's taxonomy places the organism in Eukaryota, Metazoa, Chordata, Aves, Psittaciformes, Psittacidae. The transcript is spliced from 4 exons. Gene Ontology annotation, molecular function: TBP-class protein binding.